This is a messenger RNA of Gekko japonicus, 2186 nucleotides long. RefSeq names its product transmembrane protein 198-like. NCBI's taxonomy places the organism in Eukaryota, Metazoa, Chordata, Lepidosauria, Squamata, Gekkonidae. Gene Ontology annotation, cellular component: plasma membrane; vesicle membrane. The record is from RefSeq and is a predicted model, not a curated record. Bases 268 to 1326 code for a protein of 352 amino acids. The transcript has 6 exons.
UGGUGGGGGGGUCUUCUGGCAGCGACGGGGAAAGAGCUUUUAUUGCGGCAGCUCGGUUGCCUGCUCCUUCGGGCAGCGCUCUCUCUGACGGCGGCUGGGGAUGUUGCUUUUGCAGAUCGGCCCUUUGGAUGAGUGUUGGUGGGAGCCCCUUCCUAAACUGAGCCCUCUCCAUCGAGAGCUACUGGAAAAAGGAAUUGCAGUUUUCCAUAGGUGGUCCCUCCCGCUUGGAUGGCUCCUGAGAGCUGAACGGCACCCUGGCUGGUGACCAUGGAUCCUUCCUCACUGCUUCCACUCGUCCUGACUCCUGACCCCCGGGGUUUUAAUCAGGGGGCAGCAGAGCCCAGCGAACCUGCCCCGGACCCCUGCAGCCUCCUGUCAGAAAGGCACUAUGAGGUGGUCCCCUGCGUGAUCUGUGCCCUCUGCUGCAUCUUUGGAAUCGUCUAUUGCUGCUUCGGUUACCGAUGUUUCAAAGCCAUCAUGUUUCUCUCGGGCCUGCUCUUUGGCUCGGCUGUCAUCUUCCUGCUUUGCUACAAGGAACGCAUCUUGGACACGCAGUUGAGCCUGGAGGUCAGCGCGGGCAUUGCCCUGGGCAUUGGAGUCCUGUGUGGCUUGGUCACGAUGUUGGUGCACUCGGUUGGGUUGUUCCUGACUGGGCUUUUGCUUGGCUUGCUAUUAGCCACCGCUGGGCUGGUGGCCACGGAGCCUUUAUAUGAGCUGCCCAGCGCAUGGGUCCCUGCUGGAUCUCUUCUGGGCUCUGCCCUCUUGGGUGCUGUUCUGGCCUUGCGCUGGCAGAAAGCCUUCACGGUGCUCUCCACAGCAGUGUUUGGGGGCGCCAUACUCACCCUUUGCUUGGACUAUGCCGUGGAGAACCUGGCUUUGGGCCGCCACAUAUACGACCGCCUCCGUCUGGCACCUUCCUCUCCGCUCUGCUGGUGCGGCUGGGCCGUGCUGGCCAUCUGGCCUGUCCUUGCUUUGAUGGGAGUGCUGCUGCAGUGGAAAGUGACGGCUGAAGGUUUCUCCCAUACAGAUGUGGUCCUUAAUCGGCGGCAGAAGCAGUUACAGCUGUUGCGGAUUCGGCAGCGUGAAGCCAAGAAGAGGCAGAGCCAAACUCCACAAGAGGGCUCCUACCGGCAUAAGCCUAACGCCAUCAAGCGCUGUGCAGGAGAUGUCCUUGCGCCAAGUUAUAUCCAGAGCCUGCGUGACCGCCAGCAGCUGGGAACUGGUACAUCACUGAGUAGCCUGAGCACCAAUGCGCAUACUGCGGUGGAUCUGGAUUAUGACUGUGGCUCUACUGUGCCCCUUACCAAUCCCCGGGGCUGCCUCUGAAACAGAUGAUUUCUACUUCUACAUGUGCCUUAACCAGGGAUGCACAGCUCAGCCCUGGGCUCUGACAUUUUUGUCCUUUUUAGAUCCCAGUACAUGGACUGCUCUUAACCUGUGCGCGCACACACAUAUCUCUCAUUUUCUGUCUUUUUAAUAAUUCAGAUUGGGUGGAUUCACCUACCCACGUCUCUCUGUAAUUGCGUCAAAAUAGUAGAACAGAAGGGUUUUGUUUUUGUUUUGUUUUGUAAAAAGCACAUUAAUUUAUUGCCAGUUAAGGCAAGUGAAGGAAGAAAGCCAACCUUCUUCUGCAGGGCAUUCACAGCUGCCUUUCAAACAGCACUGCCACAACGUGUUUUGUCUUUGGUGGCUGACCUGAAUUUUGAAGCUGGCGUAGUGUCAGCUGUUACCCAGGUUAAAGUAAACUGGAGACAUCCACCCCCUUCUUUUGCAUGAAGGGGUUAUGUGCCCUAGUCUGCAGCAGAUCUAGAACGUGGUCUUGAGUAUCUUUUUGACCUAAAUUUCUUUCUUUUUUUUAAACUGCCCUUGUAGAACUUUUAUCUCAGGGGUGCAUCAGCUAGGCAAUAACUUGAAAUUGUUCUUUGCACUGCAAGUGGAUAGGGUAAAUUGGUCUGAUCUGUGGUGCUUUUGCAAGACUUAGCCAUUUUUUAAUGUUGGUAUAAAAGAACUGUGUGAGAAUGUUCACAAUUCUCCCUCUCACUGGGCAAUUUGGUUUUCCUAGUAAUGGAAGGUAUGCAUCUUUUUUUUUUCUUAAUCUAGAUUAAACUCCAGUCCGCACAGUGCCUUUUUCAGUCUAAACACAGCCUUACCUAAAUGGAAGUGGGGUUUUUUUUUUUUUUGUCUAA